UUUUAUAUCAAAUGGGUGCUCUAAAAGCCAUUCUUCUCUACUUGAUUAUACACCAAACAUGGAAGAUCACAGCUGAUGAUGAGGAAUGGAAGUCUGCUACUGCAACAUACGUUAAGGAGACAAGUGGAUCCAUCAUUGUAGAAGGUGCUUGUGGGUAUGGGGACCUUCACAGGGCCACCUAUGGAAAAUACAGUGCUGGACUAAGUAGCAUGCUGUUCAACAGAGGGAGUACCUGUGGGGCUUGCUUCGAGGUCAGAUGUGUAGACCACAUCUUAUGGUGCCUGCAGGGUAGCCCCUCCGUCAUUCUCACUGCAACAGAUUUCUGCCCUCCAAAUUACGGGCUUUCAUCGGAUUAUGGUGGCUGGUGUAAUUUCCCCAAAGAACACUUUGACAUGUCAGAAGCGGCAUUUGCUGAAAUCGCAGAGAAAAAGGCUGAUGUUGUGCCAGUUCAACACAGAAGGGUGAAGUGUGAUAGAAGGGGUGGGCUAAGAUUCACAAUGAGUGGAAAUUUUCACUUUUAUCAAGUACUCAUCAGCAAUGUGGGAUUGGAUGGUGAGGUGAUUGCUGUGAAAGUGAAGGGAUCAAGAACAGCGUGGAUACCUAUGGCAAGAAACUGGGGACAAAACUGGCAAUCCAAUAUCAACCUUAUUGGACAGCCUCUAUCUUUCGAGGUGACUACCAGCAGCAGAAGAACACUCACAUCUUACAAUGUUGCACCAGCAAACUGGCAAUUUGGCCAGAUAUUUGAAGGCAAGCAAUUCUAGUAUGAGAGGCUUUUAGAGUCGGGCAUAGGUUCACGCUUCCAUUUGCUUUCUCCAAGCUAUGCGAAGAAGUAGGUACUUGGUCAAACGGAGGUAAGAAAGUCGGAGAGGAAAGUUGGGAAAAAUAGGAAUACAAGGUCCCAGUUAUGUCUCUUUACCUGCUUUUAUUGAGUAGAAAGUUAACAACUCGUGAAAUGUGUAAUUACUGAAACGUUAAGGUUUAUGUUCACUUCAAAAGUCAAAAGAAAAGGUUAAGAUAUGUAUCUCUUA
Messenger RNA from Populus trichocarpa (black cottonwood), 1031 nucleotides. RefSeq names its product expansin-A20. Lineage: Eukaryota; Viridiplantae; Streptophyta; Magnoliopsida; Malpighiales; Salicaceae. Bases 12 to 764 code for a protein of 250 amino acids. Gene Ontology annotation, biological process: plant-type cell wall organization. Gene Ontology annotation, cellular component: extracellular region. The record is from RefSeq and is a predicted model, not a curated record. The transcript has 3 exons.